Messenger RNA from Ostreococcus lucimarinus CCE9901, 243 nucleotides. RefSeq lists its product with no specific name. Gene Ontology annotation, biological process: protein folding. Gene Ontology annotation, cellular component: endoplasmic reticulum. The transcript has a single exon. Gene Ontology annotation, molecular function: protein disulfide isomerase activity. NCBI's taxonomy places the organism in Eukaryota, Viridiplantae, Chlorophyta, Mamiellophyceae, Mamiellales, Bathycoccaceae. The annotation marks the transcript as partial. The record is from RefSeq and is a predicted model, not a curated record.
GUGGUGGAGCUGACGCCGGAGAAUUUCGAGCGCGAGGUGACGAGACGCGAGGGGGCGGUGUUCGUGGAGUUUUACGCGCCGUGGUGUCCGUACUGCAAGCGAUUGGAACCGAUUUGGGAGGAAUUGCCGGAAAAGCUCGAGGAAGCGGGGUCGAAGACGCGCGUGGCGAGGAUGAACGUGGACGCGUACGCGGAUUACGCGAGCGCGUACGCCGUCACCGGGUUUCCGACGCUGAUGCUGUUC